Brettanomyces nanus is the source of this 2235-nucleotide messenger RNA. It is a transcript of the gene STT3, whose product is annotated as oligosaccharyl transferase stt3 subunit. The transcript has a single exon. The coding region runs from base 1 to 2235 and encodes 744 amino acids. The record is from RefSeq and is a predicted model, not a curated record. Gene Ontology annotation, molecular function: dolichyl-diphosphooligosaccharide-protein glycotransferase activity. Lineage: Eukaryota; Fungi; Ascomycota; Pichiomycetes; Pichiales; Pichiaceae. Gene Ontology annotation, biological process: post-translational protein modification. Gene Ontology annotation, cellular component: membrane.
AUGUUAUAUUCUGUGGAUAAAGAAGGCUAUGUGCGCGUUGACAGCUCGCUACUUGUGGCAUUUAAGCUCUUGCUUGAAACGGCCAUCUUUGUGUCGAUCUCCUUCGCUGCAAUAUCAUCCAGAUUGUUCUCAGUGAUUAGAUUCGAGUCAAUUAUCCAUGAAUUCGAUCCGUGGUUUAAUUUUCGUGCAACUAAGUACUUGGUCUCUCAUUCUUUUUAUCAAUUCCUUAAUUGGUUUGAUGACAAGACUUGGUAUCCAUUGGGUCGUGUUACAGGUGGUACUCUCUAUCCUGGUCUUAUGGUGACUUCUUCUGUUCUUUAUCAUUUUUUGCAUAAGAUUGGACUUCCUAUCGAUGUCAGAAAUAUCUGUGUCUUGUUGGCUCCUGCAUUUUCCUCAAUUACUUCUCUCGCCACAUUUCUUCUCACUUGGGAGAUCUCGGAUACGGUUAAGGGUCUUCGUUAUCGCAAGACCUCUGCAUUCUUUGCUGCAUUCUUCAUGAGUAUAGUUCCUGGAUACAUCUCACGUUCUGUUGCUGGAUCUUAUGAUAAUGAGGCAAUUGCCAUCACUUUACUUAUGGUCACCUUUUAUCUCUGGAUCAAGUCUGUUCGUCUUGGUUCAGUCUUUUAUGCCUCUCUCACUGCUAUAACCUACUUCUAUAUGGUUAGUGCUUGGGGUGGCUAUGUCUUUAUUACCAACAUGAUUCCAUUGCAUGUGUUCAUUUUGCUUCUCAUGGGAAGGUUCAAUUACAAACUAUAUACUUCAUAUUGUACCUGGUAUGUUCUUGGUACCGUGAUGUCUAUGCAAAUUCCAUUUGUUGGCUUUCUUCCAAUCAGAUCCAAUGACCAUAUGUCUGCUUUAGGUGUCUUUGGCUUGCUUCAAUUUGUUUUGGUGGCUAACUACCUUAAGCGCAUUCUUUCUCCAGAGAAAUUCCAUAGACUUAUGAUCGCAUCUGGUUCUAUCGUUUUGACUUUGGGUAUUGCAGGUCUUGUCUUGGCCACCAAAAUUGGAAUCAUUGCUCCUUGGACUGGCAGAUUCUAUUCUCUUUGGGAUACAUCGUAUGCUAAGAUCCAUAUUCCAAUCAUUGCUUCUGUUUCAGAGCAUCAGCCAACUCCUUGGGCUUCUUUCUUCUUUGACAUGAACUUCUUGGUUUGGCUUUUCCCAGUCGGAGUGUUCAUAUGCUUCCAGGACUUAUCUGACGAGGCAGUUUUCAUUAUUGUUUAUUCAGUUCUGGCUUCCUAUUUUUCCGGUGUUAUGAUUCGGUUGAUAUUAACUUUAUCUCCUGUUGUGUGCGUCUGCGGAGGUCUUACUGUUGGAAAGCUUUGCAGCAUCUAUAUGGAUUUCAAAGAUAUUUUUAAUUCCAAGGCUCAGAAGGUGUCUGGUGCCAUUUUUGACACAUUUUCCAAGUUACUUGUCACCUCGUCUCUCAUCUUCUAUUUAUACUACUAUGUUUAUCACUGCACGUGGGUCACUUCCAACGCUUACUCUUCGCCAUCUGUUGUGUUGGCGUCGAGAAAUCCCGACGGAAGCAGCACCAUUAUAGACGAUUUCAGAGAAGCCUACUACUGGCUUCGAAUGAACACUGCAGAUGACUCCAAAGUGAUGGCAUGGUGGGAUUAUGGAUACCAGAUCGGAGGUAUGGCGGAUAGAACCACUUUUGUGGACAACAACACGUGGAAUAACACUCAUAUUGCCACUGUUGGUAAAGCUAUGGCUGUGGAUGAGAGGCAGUCCGAAGUUAUAAUGAGAAGACUCGGUGUUGAUUACGUGCUAGUGAUAUUUGGUGGUGUGUUAGGAUAUUCUGGCGAUGAUAUCAAUAAAUUUCUCUGGAUGGUGCGUAUAUCUGAGGGUAUAUGGCCGGAUGAGGUCAGUGAGAGAAACUAUUUCACGCCAGGAGGGGCGUAUAGGGUGGAUGACUUGGCUACCCCUGCGAUGAAGAACUCACUUAUGUACAAAAUGUCGUACUACAGAUUUGGUGAUCUUUUCCAAGGAAGAGAUGCGAUGGAUCGUGUUCGUCAGCAGAGAUUGAGCGCUCAGUACGCAGAACACAUCAAUUUGGAUGUGUUGGAAGAGGUGUUUACAAGUGAGAACUGGAUAGUUAGAAUCUACAAACUUAAGGACCAGGAUACAUUUGGUCGUGAUUUGAUUGAUCUAGGAGAGCAAAAGAGACAUCAACUGGGCAAGAAGGCACUUAGAAAGAAGACGAGAUCCAAACCUGAACUAGAUAUUCGGAUUUGA